Messenger RNA from Microplitis demolitor, 2891 nucleotides. RefSeq names its product autophagy-related protein 101 (gene Atg101). NCBI's taxonomy places the organism in Eukaryota, Metazoa, Arthropoda, Insecta, Hymenoptera, Braconidae. The record is from RefSeq and is a predicted model, not a curated record. Bases 600 to 1256 code for a protein of 218 amino acids. Gene Ontology annotation, cellular component: phagophore assembly site. The transcript has 2 exons. Gene Ontology annotation, biological process: autophagy; autophagosome assembly.
GCUCAGCUGUUGUUUACCGACAAAUGCGUGUCAAAGAAACUAAAGGAAAGAUUGCAAAGCAGAUUGGAUUGGUGAGUAAGAUUCAAAGUUUUUUUUCACAACUCGUCGUCAACGAUUAUUAUAUUUUACAUUGAACAAACAGUGCGCUCCAUUAUUAUAAAAAAAAAUCAUCAACGCUAUGGAGACUCACAAUAACAGUAACAAUAAUAAUAACAACAACAGCAAUAAUAAUAACAGUCACCCAUUAAAUAUAACUGUUAAUUAAUCCAAGAGUGUAUAACACCAUAAACCAGCCAAUAGUUAUAAUAAUAAAAGUAAUAACAAUAAUAAUAAUUACAAUAAUAAGAGUAACAACAACAAAAACAUAGACCUGAAUGUGUUGUCAGUAAAAUAAUAAAAUAAUAACAAAAUACAAAUCGAUGGGGAAAGUUAUUAGAAGCAGGUCAACGAUGAUAUUAAAUAUUAAAGGAACGAGUAACUGACCUGACUUUCCUUAAAAAAUAAUAAAAGGAUCUAGAGGAACAACGCAUGCUACGUUAUUUUAUAACGCAUUGAGGUUAACGUUUUACGUUUGGCCAAAGGGACACUAAGGGUGCACUAUGAACGCAAGGACUCAGUUGUUUGAACUAAGCAUGGAGGGCCGUCAAGUUGAUGAAGCGGUUGCGAGUAUAUUUCAUAGUGUGCUAUUCCAUCGUAGUCUUGGUAAAUUUAAAUAUAAACAAGAAGGAAGUUACUCUGUAGGUACCCUGGGUUAUCAGGAUGUUGAUUGUGAUUUUAUUGAUUUUACAUACGUGUGUUGCUCAUCUGUCCAUCUUGACCAGACGUUAAAAAGAGAAAUUUCUGGUUUUUCGGAAGCGUUGAGAUCAACAGACAGUCCUGGAUCGGGACAAAUAUCACUAGAAUUUUUUCAAAAGAAAAAGAAUCGUUGGCCUUUUCAACCUGAGUGUAUACCGUGGGAAGUAUGGACUGUUAGAUUAGAACUUAUUAAAUUAGCAACUGAACAUGAAAGACAAAUAUGCCGUGAAAAAGUUGGUGAUUUAUUGACAGAUAAAAUAUUAUAUAUUACUGAAGUUAUGAAUCGUCAUGAUUAUUUACCGAAAAUGCCGAAUCAAGCUGAGUUAGAUCUCAUUUUUGAUACCUCAUAUCCUGAUGUUCAGCCUUAUUUAUUUAAAUUGUCUUUUACUACAUCCGGUCCACCGAGCACGACCAUGGGUAACACCAUGAAAAAACUCAUAAAAGAAACUCUAGCUAUUUAGUUAUGUAUUAAUUAUUAUUUAUUAUUAUUAUCAUUAUUAUAAUUCAUUUAAAUACGUUAUUACUUUUUUUUUAACGUCCACAUUAUUACAAUUUAUUGUCAAACUGUGACAUAUAUUUUUUAUCAUAAAUUGGUGUGCAUUAAAUAAUUAUAAAUAGUAAUAAUAAUAAUAAUAAUAAUAAAUAAUUAAAUUAUUCUCAAUAUCCAACAGUCGUUAAAAAAACGAUAAAUCCUGUAUAUUUAUCAACUGAUUAGUACAAAUAAUAUAUAAAUAUAUGAAUUGCUUAAUUGUACUUGUUUUAAUGCCGAUUGCAUAAAAUACAGCAGAAUAUUAUUUUUUUUUUAAUUUAACGAAAUAUUAUUAAUAAUUAUAUUGUAGUUGUCUUUAUAUAUGUCGAAUUAAUAUUAAUAUAUAUUUAUAGAUCGACGGGUUGUGUAUUCUAAAUAAAAAAUGCGGAUUUUUAUGGAUAAGUAGAGAAAAAAAAAAGAUUGAGAUAAAAUAUCAGUGUAAUAACUUUAUUUUGUCAAAUGUUUGUUAACCGGAAGUACUUUGUUUAAACCUAAAGCAAAUAUAAUUCGGAAAAUUGUAUUGUAUCCACUCAAGGAUAAAUGGAAAGUUUAAAGUUUAAAGUUAAGCUUUGAGUUAGAGAAUGAAGAGAUAAAAGCCACGAGAAAUAUAUGUAUAAUAUAGUACCUAUAUAUGUACAUACAUACAAUAAUAUAUAUCUAUAGAUAUAUUUGAUUUUAAAUAUAAAUACUAAUGUUCAAUAUAUCACGGAAAUAUUAGAAAAAAUAAUAAUAAGUAAAGAUAAUAUAAUAAAUUGCGUGGAAUAUAAAUAAUAGUUAUAGUUUUGCGUUAAUUAUAAUCAAACAAUUAAUUAUUUUAUUAAAUCAUUGUCAUAAAUUAUUAGUUUUAGGUAAUAGCGGCUGUUUUUAUAUGUAUGUUAAAGAGAUAUACGCAAGCUUAACGAUUAUUUAAUUAUAAUAAACGUAAUUUAAUCUUGUAUCCGCGACGUAGAGUUAUUUUUAUUAAAAAAUUGUUUGUUGCAAUUAAUUGUCUGUUAAUUAAUUUUUUUUACAUCGUCAAUCAUGUAAAUAGCAAUACAUUUUUAGUCGUUUAAUUAUAAAAAAUGAUUUAUUAUUGUAUGAUAAUAUUAUAAUAUAUUAGUAGUAAUUUGUUAAAAAAUUAAUAAUAAUUAAUUGAGUGCCCUAAUACUAAUCAAAAUUAUCUUUUUCACUGUUUUAGUGUAUGAAAGAUUGCGUGGACUUUGUGUGUGAAUAAGAUAUAUAUUAAUAUUAUUAUUAAUAAAUAAUUGUAAACUUGUGACAUAUUUCGACGUCUUAGAAUUUAAAAUCGGCUGAAAAAUAAAUUAAUUUAAAAGUAAAUAAUUAAAAAAUUUUUAAUCAAAUCGAAUGAAUAAAAAUAUAUGAAUGCUAAUGUAUAAGUAAAUUGUAAAUGAAACGAGAAAAAAAAAUAUGAAUGAUUAAUAUUAAAAUGCAGGCUAGUGUUUUUAUUAGAAGUGUUCUUCGGUUUAAAAUCAAUUUAACUGUACAGAUUAAUUAUAAAUUUUAAAAAGAAAAGUUAUUAUUAUAUUAAUUAUAAUAUAAACUAAUUAUAGCGAUUAUUAAUUAAAGU